AUGGCUGUCGUACAUGCCAGCCCAACAGACUCCUGGCAUGGAGUCAUCAAACCCGAGAGCCAAUUCCCACCCGAAGCGGGCCGCUACCAUCUCUACGUCGGCCUCUUCUGUCCAUUUGCGCAUCGCGUGCUCCUUGUACGAUAUCUCAAAGGGCUGGAAUCUCUCAUCGAUGUCUCAGUUGUGAUGCCAUAUCCCAAAGGCAAUGGUGGCCGGGCAGGCUGGCGAUUCCCUACCUCAAAUGACGAAUACGCGGGAGCGACUGUGGACAAGUUAUUCGGAUCCAAGGAUCUUCAUGAGCUCUACUUUAAAGCCGAUUCGGGCUACGAAGGAACCAAAUACAGCGUUCCUGUGCUGUGGGACACCAAAGAGGGAACCAUUGUGAACAACGAAAGCGCCGAGUUACUGCGUUGGCUGCCAACCGCCUUUGAAGACGUACUGCCCAAAGAGGGACAAAAAUACGAACUAGAUCUCUACCCAGCGCAAUUGAGAAGCCAGAUCGAUGAAAUUUCCGAAUGGAUGCAGAGAGAUCUCAAUUCUGGAGUUUACAAAGCCGGAUUUGCAGAGACACAAGAGGCCUAUGACAAGAAUGUGCCUGUCGUUUUUGCCGCGCUGAACCAUCUAGAAAGUCUCAUUCAUCGCAACGGUGGCCCGUACAUUCUGGGCAGUCAUCUCACAGAACUUGAUAUCCGUGCGUACACGACCAUUAUACGAUUUGACGCUGUCUACGUUCAGCACUUCAAAUGCAACCUGGGAACAAUUCGCGCAAAUUAUCCAGUCAUCCACGAGUGGCUCAAGAAUCUGUAUUGGAAUGUAAAGGGGUUCAAAGAGACGACUGAUUUCAAGCACAUCAAGGAAAACUAUACCAAGAGUCACACGAAAAUCAACCCACUAGCAAUAACUCCUUUGGGCCCGUAUCCUGAGGUGGAGGAAGGCAUUAACUUGAACUUUGCCGAGCUGAAGCCAGGUUCUGUGAGGCAUCCUGUUGUUCUCGAGAGGCAGGCCGAAUUGUAUAAAUAG
This is a messenger RNA of Trichoderma gamsii, 1017 nucleotides long. Its product is annotated as glutathione S-transferase. The coding region runs from base 1 to 1017 and encodes 338 amino acids. The transcript is spliced from 2 exons. Lineage: Eukaryota; Fungi; Ascomycota; Sordariomycetes; Hypocreales; Hypocreaceae. Gene Ontology annotation, molecular function: glutathione transferase activity. The record is from RefSeq and is a predicted model, not a curated record. Gene Ontology annotation, cellular component: cytoplasm.